AUGGGGCAACGGGAUGCAUUAUGUUACAUGUGUGCCCUACGAAUGUCUAUCAUGUACCAGGCACCACCCCCAGCACCACCGUCACGGCUACGCUUGCCCCAAACUGAGGGCGUUGAGGGGACGAUUCACGACGAUGGGGCACCGUUUGUGGAUGAGGCAUACCACCCACACUUUUCUAUUGUAUACGAGACGCCAAGAAGUGCCUUGCGGUUUUUUGAUGCGGAGACCGGAGACAAAUUGGAUGUGAUUGCGUGUCAAAAUUUGCCUUUUCUUUGCUGUGCGUGCUUGGGGCUGUAUCAGUUCAUGGAUUACAUCCAUGCUCCCGCUGUAGCUGCAGCUAUUCGCACAAGUCCAUACAUCGAUUCGGAUCGUCUUUCCGUCAACGUGAAUGUGCACCGCUCCAUGUCUUUCUUGUGGCUGAUGGUGUCUACCGUGUUUUACGGUGUUCACGGACGUGAGGGUGCUCUGCCCAAUCCUUUUGCUGUGAUACCUGAGGAACACUGUAACUUUAAGGACUUCUUUAUGAGUGAUUUGCGGGCCCGCAUUCUUCAAUACACCACGUAUUCUCACGCGGAGUUGAAAGAUAGAAAAACACCCGUAGGGUAUGAAAUAUAUCUAAGAGAGAUUGCGCGUCGCUCCAAGAAUGCGGUUAUUGGGACACAGCCACAAACUAUUCAAGCAUUCAUAUAUAGUCCAGAGAACGAGGGGGUCAUUGUGGACAUUUGUUCCGAGCACCAUCGUGUGAAGGAUCUCGCAGGUGGGGAUGUGGUUCCGCCACAGUACUGUAGUAAUCGCUGCGAUGGUGUUAUAAACUACGGCGUCCUGUACGAAUAUGUGCAACCCUAUCUAGAAAAAAUUGGAUGGUGGGUUAAUGACGGAGCUGCAGGGGGUCAGUUAAAGCACUUUGUGGUAGAGGGGACUGCAACAAUUGCAUUUAAUUUGCAGCACUCUAAUAUCAUGCUGAUAGGCAACUACCGCAAGAUGAAACGGGAUCUCUCUCAGUCGCCAUGGUUUGCCUAUGGCGAGCGCGUCGGCGCAUUUUCUUUACAGGAGAUAAUUGCAAAUCCAAUACUGCCUUUUUUCUUUCCCGAGGGUGUCGCGUCGGUACCGUGGAUGGCCGAGGCAAACGAGAGCACUGUACAGAUUGAAAAGAGAUCGAGAUGCGAACGGGUGAGUGCGGACCAACAGCACCUCGAGGAGCAGAGGGUCAACCCGCAGCAAAUGGCUGCGCAGCGUGUGUUUGGUUUUGGACGCUACAAGUUCCACAGUGCCGGCCGUGAAGACGUGGAUGUGCGCAUGCUUGGAAGUGGGAGACCUUUUGUACUGGAGAUCAUUUCACCCAGUCGUCAACGGGUCACACCGCACGAUCUUGCUGUUUUCGAGGAGGCAGUAAACAAAAGCGAGAAGGGUAGUGUGGAGAUUUCGGAUUUGCGUGUCACAGACGCCGACAUUACCGUGAGGUUGGCACGGCAUUCACAGAGUAAAGUGAAGAAGUACCGCUGUGUUGUCUGGUGCAGCAGAGCUAUUGUAGACCCCGAGCAUGACGACUACUUUCAGGCUGUGAAUGCCGUGAAAGAUCUUGACAUCGAACAACGCACGCCUGUUAGAGUACUGCAUCGACGUUCCAUGCAGGUUCGCCCGCGCAUGAUUCACUCAAUUCGACUCAUGCCGCUGAAUGCGCAUUGGUUUCUAAUGGACCUGGAGACCCAGGCGGGCACCUACGUGAAGGAAUUUGUUCACGGCGAUAUGGGAAGGACAAAGCCUCAUUUGGGGGCGCUGCUGAAUGGAAGAACAGAUAUCAUUCAGUUGGAUGUUUUGGGCAUGGAAAUGGAAGGGCUUGAAGCAACCAAACGAAUCGAUGACAACGGCGAUAAAAAAGAAUGA
Trypanosoma cruzi is the source of this 1884-nucleotide messenger RNA. RefSeq lists its product as uncharacterized. Gene Ontology annotation, biological process: tRNA pseudouridine synthesis. The record is from RefSeq and is a predicted model, not a curated record. The transcript has a single exon. Gene Ontology annotation, molecular function: pseudouridine synthase activity; RNA binding. The coding region runs from base 1 to 1884 and encodes 627 amino acids. Lineage: Eukaryota; Euglenozoa; Kinetoplastea; Trypanosomatida; Trypanosomatidae.